AACAGUCCAAUCAGAUUCAGAAUGCAGGCUUCGGUAUCUAACUGCAUAAAUAGCAGUGCGAAUCAUGCCAUGACUUUAACCAACCCACAAACGUCCACCGUUCCACGCCUUUGCUCACUUUGUUAAUUUUUACAAUUAUAAGCAGUGCCUUCUCUGACAAACCCUUCCAACAAUCUUUCAAUCUAAGUUUUCCAAAUGGGUAACAUCCUCUUAGAAGCUCUCCAUGUUCGUGUUAUAGGUUCCGGAGAAAAAUUCGUUGUUCUUGCCCAUGGUUUGGGCACUGACCAAUCCGCCUGGCAUCGCAUUCUUCCACAUUUUACCCGUUAUCGUGUAAUUCUCUAUGACCUUGUUUGUGCCGGCAGUGUAAAUCCUGAUUACUUCGACUUCAAUAGGUACACAACUCUUGAUGCUUAUGUUGAUGACUUGCUCAACAUUCUUGACGCCCUUAACGUUGAUCGGUGCGCCUAUGUUGGUCACUCUCUAUCCGCUAUGAUCGGAAUCUUAGCUUCCAUUCGCCGCCCUGAGCUCUUCACCAAGCUCAUUCUUAUCGGUGCUUCUCCAAGAUUUUUGAAUGACCACGAUUAUCAAGGGGGAUUUGAGGAAGGUGAAAUUGAGGAAGUGUUUUCAGCAAUGGAGGCCAAUUAUGAGGCUUGGGUUUUUGGGUUUGCUCCGCUAGCAGUAGGGGCCGACGUUCCGGCAGCCGUCAGAGAAUUUAGCCGGACCCUAUUCAAUAUGAGGCCAGACAUAUCGUUAUUUGUCUCCAGGACAGUCUUUAACAGUGAUCUUAGAGGAUUCCUCGGCCUGGUGAAGGUGCCAUGUUGCAUAAUUCAGACGGCCAAGGAUGUUUCAGUCCCCAUAUCAGUGACCGAAUAUCUACGGAAACAUCUCGGCGGGCGUACCACCGUGAAGAUUUUGAAGACUGAAGGUCAUUUGCCACACUUGAGUGCCCCUGCCAUGCUGGGUCCAGUUAUCCGGCAAGCACUAUCAAGAAAUUAGGUUAAUAUUGUGAAUUGUUGAUGACUUAGAAAGAACCAAGACAUACCUGUCUGUAAUCGGUAAAGAAAAUCAACCACAUUUGUGUUUUAUUUUGAUUUUAGAUGUGUGGUGUCAGGGCCUAAUUCGCUAAGUGGGGUCUGGAGAAAAAUUGCAGUAAGGUUGAAGCUGAAGGUGUUGACACUUCAAAAGAAUUUGUGGACACUAGUCCAUGGAUUUGGGAUUAUAUGAUCUUUUAUCAGAGGUUAAGAAUACUCACGUGUUCAGCACGUGAUAUGGUUUGUUUUUUUCA
Messenger RNA from Mangifera indica (mango), 1285 nucleotides. RefSeq names its product strigolactone esterase D14-like. Lineage: Eukaryota; Viridiplantae; Streptophyta; Magnoliopsida; Sapindales; Anacardiaceae. The transcript has 2 exons. The record is from RefSeq and is a predicted model, not a curated record. Bases 196 to 996 code for a protein of 266 amino acids.